Molecule: messenger RNA, 2468 nt
Organism: Aspergillus wentii DTO 134E9
Lineage: Eukaryota; Fungi; Ascomycota; Eurotiomycetes; Eurotiales; Aspergillaceae
Product: putative transcription initiation factor TFIID subunit 12
Exons: 2
Coding region: 431-2305 (624 amino acids)
Biological process (GO): RNA polymerase II preinitiation complex assembly; DNA-templated transcription initiation
Cellular component (GO): SLIK (SAGA-like) complex; SAGA complex; transcription factor TFIID complex
Molecular function (GO): DNA binding; TBP-class protein binding; protein heterodimerization activity
Source: RefSeq, a predicted model, not a curated record
AAAUCAGCCAAUAUCACAAUAAUCCUAAAUCCUUCAAGGUAAAGUGAGAAACGUACCUUGCAGAUAGUAUCCUGUCGUUACAAUAAGGCGGUGCCAAGCCUGAGGCUCGCAGCGAAGUUCCGCAACCUCUCCGCGUCCAUCGAGCUCCAUCGAUCGAUCAAUCAGUCUCUCCUAGCUCGCUACGCUGUGAGUUUUACCAGCUGCCUGCGCAGGAUUGUGUUCUUUGGUGGUUCUUCCAGUGAAUUUUGCCCUUUUUGUCCGUACCUUUAAUCCCGUGGACGCCUCGCAGCUCCGAGUCUUUUUCCCCCUUCGCCCAACGUCGCCUUUUGCUCCCCUCACCUCCGACUGCUCUCCAUCACCGAUCCAGCUAGCUGUGCAAAACUAUUUCGCAAUCUGGUUUCUCACUGCGUAGAAGAGAGUCGUCGACAAGAUGGAUGGCUCCCAGGCCCCGGUUAACCAACCCAUGGUUGCCCCUCAGCAGCAUUCGAACCUCAUUCGGACCGACCAAGUGCAGAAACUGCCGCAUCUCAAUGAGCAGCAAAAGGCUCAGCAUACACAGCUGGUGCGCAGCCUCUGGGAACUGCUGAAUAGCAGGGAUCCCCAGAGCGCAGAAUACCAGAACGCGCACAUGAAACUCACCCAAAUCUCCCAAACUUUGAUGAAGGGCAUGCGACUCUUCCAGCAGACUCGCCAGCAGCAGGCGCUCCAGCAUCAACAAGCCCAGGCUGCUGCCGCCGCCGCUCAGGGCCAGACACAGGGCCAGACACAGGGUCAGCCAGUUCAGCGAUCUCAGUCCGCCAAUCCUCAGUCUUUCACCCAGCUCCUGCCUCAGAUCCAGAAUAAGGUCCAGAACCUACAAUUCUUCCUCCCGCCGAACAUCAGCAAGGAGCAGAUACAGACAUGGCUUCCAGAGGCGAGGUUACGAUACGGGAUUGCUCUUCAGAAGCAGGAGAUUGGUCGCGCACGUAUUGCUGAACUGCGUGGGCAGUUUACUCAGCGUCAGGGCGCGGGAAAUAUGAGCCAGGAGGAAAUGCAAGAAUUCAAGAAUCGCCAGCUCACGGCUGAGAAGCUUUAUCGCGAAGGUAGCGACUUUUUGACUAAAUUCAAAGAGCAGCAAGAAACCUUCAAGGCUCAGCAACCGAAUCAACAAGUCAACCGGGCGGGGGUUCAGAAUACUCCAGCUCCAGCUCAUCCCCAACAGCCCAGUGCUGAGCAGAGUGCUGCUGCCACUCCCACCACCACUGCUGGUAAUAAUCAACUUCCAAAUGCUCCAACUCCAAUGCACACGGGGCAGACGCCAACUCCUGCUCCUCAUACCAUCAACUCUGCGGUCAGUGCGGCGAGGAAUCAAGCAGGACAGGCUGCCAUGUCCCCCUCCACUUCCCAGCCUGGCCAGACGCCUAGCGUGCAACCCCCAGUGACGGCACCUGCCGCUCCAGUCGCGCCUCCUCAGCAACAGCAGCAGCAACAGUCACUGCCGCCGCAACCGCAACCACAACCACAACCCCAGCAGGGCACACCAGGCACACAGAUUACUUUCAGUCAAACCCCAAAUCCUGAUGGUUCUACCCCUACACCAACUGCUCCUCAGCCUGUGAACCAACAAGGCCCACCACGUCCUUUAUCGCAUCAAGCCGCAAUGGCCCAGGCUGCUCAGAACUACUCCAAUAACAAUAAUACAAGCAAUGCCAACAACGUGAACCAGCAAAACAUGGCUCAGGCAGCAGCCAACCCUCACGCCCACCCCCAGGGUUACAAUCCCAAUCGUGGCUCUGACAACUCUGCGCGCAACAUCAAUAUGGCGAUUCCAAAGAAUCUCAACGUCCCUCCCCCAGAGCCUGUUGCGAUGGCGCCAGCCAGACCUACCUUGUCCGGUGGUCCCAGUCACGGUGCUAUGGGAAUGAUGGGCCAGCCAGCCAUCCAGAAGCAUCCUGGUUACGUGCUUGAAGGCGAAGGUCAGCGCGUUUUGAGCAAGAAGAUGCUUGAUAUCUUGGUCCGCCAGGUCACUGGAGGUGGCGAAGGUGAGGGGCUCACUCCAGACGCCGAAGAGUUCAUCCUUCAGAUGGCUGACGAUUUCGUUGACGAUGUGAUCACCGCCGCCUGCCGUCUGGCCAAGCUCCGCCCAUCCUCCACGCUUGAAAUCCGUGACAUCCAGCUCGUCCUUGAACGCAACUACAACAUGCGUAUCUCUGGGUUCUCGAGCGAUGACCUCCGCACCGUCAAGAAGCCCCAGCCUGCGCAAGGCUGGACUCAGAAGAUGUCUGCUGUGCAGGCCGCCAAGGUUACCCAAGGAAAGGCCGAAUAAUCACCUUAUCCCAUUUUCAUUUCUCAUGUCUAAUUUGUUCUACCGCGAUAUCAGCGACGGAUUUCUCACGGCUUUUCUAUUUUCUAUUGUCUUUUCCUAUGGAAACCCCGUCUUGAGCAACGUAUACAUACUAUCACCGGCGUCGAUGGGGAGGCUCCUUUUU